Messenger RNA from Anopheles funestus (African malaria mosquito), 4233 nucleotides. RefSeq names its product transient receptor potential channel pyrexia (gene wtrw). Gene Ontology annotation, cellular component: membrane. The record is from RefSeq and is a predicted model, not a curated record. The transcript is spliced from 2 exons. Gene Ontology annotation, molecular function: protein binding; monoatomic ion channel activity. NCBI's taxonomy places the organism in Eukaryota, Metazoa, Arthropoda, Insecta, Diptera, Culicidae. Bases 886 to 3786 code for a protein of 966 amino acids. Gene Ontology annotation, biological process: monoatomic ion transport; transmembrane transport.
CUUAAGAGGAAAAUUAAUUUAAUAAUAAUUCCGUAAGACAAACGGCCUGGCCGCCCUGAGAUUUUUUUUUUCAAGUAAUAAUGGUUUGAGAAAAUAAACAUAGAAAUAAAAAAACUAAAAAAAUCAAUUGUUCAAAAUGCAAUAAAGAAUGCAUGCUAUUCUUAGUAUGGUGAAUCGAAUUUCUUGAUCCAGCUCAGCUGACGGAAUAUUCAGUCAUUGUUUGCGCAAGGUGUUAUUCAUCUCUUACUACCUAUCGCAUUGUUUCUCUCUCUCUCUCUCUCUUGCUCUCUUUUCCAUCCUUUUCAUCCACAUUCGUUUUUCUACUUUCACACACACACACACACAGAGAGGAAUAAAAUUAGCCAAAAGUGAAUCUAAUUCCAACCGCAAGGAAAGCAAGGCAACAAUACAAAAGGGCCCCAUCUUCAUGCCCCAAUUAUGAACAGCUUCCUACAGAUAACACAAAAGAAGAAAAAAAUCCUCCCCCCCCCUCCCACACACACGAUGCGUGUGUCGCAUUGUGACGAAGUCCGCACUGAAGAAGGGAACCGUAAAUCUGUAUUAGCCUGCAUCGUCAAUUGUCGUAACGAGCCGCUCGUUAAUGGUUCAUCUCCCUGCGACACAUACGGGCAGCAGCACGGUUGUUUGUUAUCGUACGGUGGAUAAAUUUAUCUCUGGCAGCACAAACACAAUCAGCCAAAAAGGUAGAUAACGGGCUGUUGAUGCUGUUGAUGAAGGCUGAACGGUACGCCCUCGCUUUGGGUGCAGUCUCAGACACGAUCAGAUCGCACACGCUAGCGAUCGGAUGUGGACAGGCCGUGAGAGUGAAUUUUUAACGUUACGGUGCCGUGUAAAGCUUAUCUGCGUGACUGGUGCGUGUCCAUUAUGGAGAACUUCGGCUACAAGGAGGGCUCGUCGAAGCCGACGCGGCGCCUCACGGCCAAAUCGAUGAAGCGCCGCAACUCGCAGAUUCCGAUCAAACCGAGGUUUUCCAUCUCGCCCGAGCUGAGCGUCCACUGGAUGAACGAUCAGGAAGCGAUGGUAACGGAAGACUUUGAGUACAUGAAGAUUGGCCCAUCGCCACCGGCCGAAAGUGCACCGAUCAUCUUCGACAGCUAUGAAGAGUCGAGUCCGGAGUUUGGGAUUGAGUUGUCGAGUGAUUCGAUCCGGACUGCGCUUAUUGAGCAGCUAAGGCUUGCUGCGGGCCGGGUCCAUCUGCUGGAUAGUAUCGAGCAGGGUAAUAUGGUUGCUUCGAAUGUGAUUGAUUUCUUCGGCGGGGCGAGUAAAACCGAACGAAACAUUUGCUUUCUGUGGGCGGCAUUUGCGAAGCGUUGGGAUUUGUUGGACGCGUUUAUGGAGCAUGGUUCGGAGCUGGCGUUUCACGAUACGAACGGGUUUACCGCGCUGCAUCUGAGUGCGUUCAGUGGCUGCCUGAACUGUGCGAGUGUGCUCGUUGCGAAGGGAAUCGAUGUGAACCUGCAGCCGAAAGCGUACACCCCGCUGCAGUGCGCCGCGUUCGGGAAUGCGGCCCAUACGGCGCUGUUUCUGCUGAGCAAGGGCGCCCGGUUGGAUUUGUGUACGCGACGGCCCGGCGGUGAGGAGACGCUCCUACACUGCGCGGUACGCGCCAACGCCCUGGACUGUGUCCGGCUGUUCAUUGCGGAAGGUAUGGACGUCAACUCCAUCAAACCGAGCGGCAUGAAUGCGAUCCAUCUGGCGGCGGAUCUUGGACAUGUGGAUUGUUUGCGGGUGCUGCUAGCUGCCCCGGGUGCCGAUCCGAACAUCCGCAUCGGUAUACGGGAGAAGGAGUCAACCGCCCUGCAUCUGGCAGCGGACGAAGGUAAUGCGGCGUGUGUGGCGCUCCUGCUCGAGCAAGGUGCUGAAGCGCGGUUGAAGAAUCAUCGGGGAUUUACGCCGCUCCAUCUAGCGUCACGUACCUCAAGCUUGGAGUGUGUCGAUUUACUGCUGCGCGCCGGGAGUGCCGAUCCAAAUGAGGAGGACUUUGAUAUGCGCACUCCACUCCACACGGCAAUUGGAAGGUCUGAGUCAGCGUUUCACAUUAUCGAGACACUCAUCUGUUGGGGUGCGGACGUUAACAAGAAGGAUGUGUUUGGGUUUACGCCCCUCCAUCUAGCCGCUCUCGACGGGUUAGCGCACUGUGUCGAGAUACUCCUCUUCUACGAUGCGGAUGUUACGGCUAAAACGAAGAAAGGCACCACGGCGUUGAACGUGAUAACGCGCAAAACCCCAGGAUCUUUGGCGAUGAUUACACAAAAGUUUGACGACGCGAUGACACUGAUCCAUUCGCAGAAUCCUUCCGAAAAGGAGGUUGAGCUGGAGCUAGACUUUCGCACGAUACUGCAGCAUUGCUAUCCGCGGGAGAUUAGCUACCUGAACACACUGGUAGACGAGGGACAGAAGGAGAUGCUACAGCAUCCGCUCUGUUCCGCCUUCAUCUACAUCAAGUGGGGCAAGAUCCGGAAGUACUACAUCGCCCGACUACUCUUCUGCUUUAUCUUCAUACUGUUUCUAACGCUGUACGUACUGACCGCCCUGGCGCACAACUGUUACAACGGUAGCAAAGAUAUGGAGGAAACGAUCCAGGAGCAGGAACUCUGCCAGAAACAAUCCAUCCUGGGCAAUAUGUUGCGCCGGAACCCGUUCGUAAUGGAGAUGCAGUGGUUGGUCCUCGUCGCGAUCACCUUCGUGGAGAUCUGCCGGAAAUUGUACGGUAUUACGGGUUACUCCUCAAUUCGCCGAUACGUCACCCAGAUGGAGAACAUUACCGAGUGGUUCAUCAUCGUUAGUGUGUUUGUCAUUUCGUACAUCUAUACGAAGCGGACCUAUACCUGGCAGAAUCAUAUCGGUGCCUUUGCGGUACUGCUCGGUUGGACACAUCUGAUGGUGAUGAUAGGGCAACUCCCAGUGUUCGGCGCAUACGUUGCGAUGUACACGAAGGUGCAGGUUGAGUUUGCGAAGCUGUUCAUCGCAUACUCCUGCAUGUUGGUUGGCUUUACGAUCAGCUUUUGCGUCAUCUUUCCGUCCUCUUCAUCGUUCGAGAACCCUUUCAUGGGGUUCAUUACCGUGCUGGUGAUGAUGGUGGGCGAACUCGACCUAGAACUCCUCAUCAACGAUCCGGACGGGAAGGAUCCACCGUUUAUGCUGGAGCUGAGCGCCCAGAUAACGUUCGUGCUGUUUCUACUGUUCGUCACCGUGAUCCUGAUGAACCUGCUCGUCGGUAUUGCGGUGGACGACAUUCAGGCGCUCAAGAAGACGGCCACCCUAUCGAAGCUGGUCGGACAAACGAAGCUCAUUUCGUACAUUGAGUCGGCCCUGUUUAACGGUUGGUUGCCGAACUGGUUGCGCAGUUUGCUCCACUACACGGCGCUCGUUUCACCCCGUGCCUAUCGGGUGAUUUUAAGCGUUAAACCACUCAACCCGGAAGAGAAGCGUUUGCCGCGCAACAUCAUGAUGGCGGCGUACGAAAUAGCGAAGGAAAAGGAACAACAGCUGGCAGCCGUUAGUGAACCGACGGUCGUACCGGCUGGGUCGGAUGGUACACCGGUGGGACAGCCGGCGGAGGGUGGGCCGCCUGGUACGGAGGGUGACAGCGGUGUGCCGCGUACCUCCGAAACACUGGACGCACUCGCCACCAAGAUCGAUCAGAGCACGGAAAAGAUGAACGAUGUUACGCGCGAGCUGCAGGAACUGCGGGCGGUGCUUAAACAAAACCAGCAGCUGAUCGAUGAAAUUGCGCGGCAGGUGUGCAGCACACCGAAGGAGUAGUAGCAGUAGAUUUAGCCUUGUUCCAUCCUUUCCCUUAUAUAGCGAAAAAAAAAACAGACAAACACAAUAAAGGUAACUCUCCACACAACGGGUUUUGAGUUCCAUCUUGGCUGGUCGAUGAAAUGAUGCCCCGAUUCGCCGCGAUGCUACAGGUUUUUUUUGUUGCGGGAAGGUUACGGUAGCGCCUAAAGGUAGGCAACCGAACGUAUUUUGGGCAUCACACGCAGCAAAAGCGCGCCGGGAGCACUGUGGCGCGGAAAUGGAAAACUGCUGUCGUAUGCAAAUGAUGGCGAGGAUGCUUAGGGCAUCUUUUAUACUGUUCUGAUCUACGUUUCGAUGCUUUCUAUAUUCUGGUGAAGUGUGCUUUGUUUUUUGCUUCUUUCUUUUAAGAUUUGUAGCGGCUUUCCUAGUGAUGCGAAGCCCGGUAAGCCGGUCUAAAGCAAAUCG